UUGCUGUGCGCGUGUUUUGCUUUUUAACAGCGUCUCACAAGUGUUUCCUACAAAAUGUCAGCAAAUGCAACGAUAGAGCUAGCGCUGGAUCGCGUAGAUUGGACAGCGCUGGCCGAGAAUCAGGAGGAGUUGCCGCGCAUAUACACACCCGGUGAGGUGCUCAUGCCGGAGUCGGGUUUUAUGCGUGGACACGGCACCUUUGUAGAAGACGACAACAUAAAGGCUUCUGUAGCGGGCGUUAUUGAGAAAGUAAACAAACUAAUAUCGGUGCGUCCCCUAAAGUCUCGCUAUGUGGGCGAAAUAGGUGAUGUGGUGGUGGCACGCGUGCUUGAGGUGGGACAGAAACGUUGGCGCGUGGAUACGAAUUCACGUUUGAAUUCGGUGCUGUUGCUUUCGUCGGUGAAUCUGCCUGGCGGUGAGCUUAGAAGACGUUCCGCAGAGGAUGAGCAAAUGAUGAGGCGUUAUUUGGAUGAGGGAGAUUUGAUAUCCGCUGAAGUGCAGAAUGUCUUCGAGGAGGGCACAUUAUCGCUGUAUACGCGCAGUUUGAAGUAUGGCAAACUAUCACAGGGCAUACUUGUGAAGGUUUUUCCCGCAUUGGUCAAACGGCGCAAGAUGCAUUUCCAUAAUCUGCCCUGCGGUGCGUCUGUUAUACUGGGCAACAAUGGUUAUAUAUGGAUAUCGCCCACUAAAAGCGAAGAGCAGGAUGGCGGCGAGGGUGGCUUUGCACAAAAUCUAAGCGAAGUAGUGCCCCGAAAUGACCGCGAAAUUAUUUCACGUCUACGGAACUGCAUCCUGGCGCUGGCCAAAUGUAAACUCAUGCUUUACGACACGAGCAUACAAUACGCCUAUGAGGAGUCGCUUAAGUACGAGCCACAAGAUCUACUGCAGCAACAUAUCAUCUAUAGUAUUGGUGAACAAACACAGGCGCGGCUCAGAGAUGUGGAUCUCAACGAAUAACAUUGUACAAAUAAAAAA
This is a messenger RNA of Drosophila busckii, 975 nucleotides long. RefSeq names its product exosome complex component RRP4 (gene Rrp4). Gene Ontology annotation, biological process: TRAMP-dependent tRNA surveillance pathway; nuclear polyadenylation-dependent rRNA catabolic process; poly(A)-dependent snoRNA 3'-end processing. Gene Ontology annotation, cellular component: cytoplasmic exosome (RNase complex); nuclear exosome (RNase complex). The coding region runs from base 55 to 957 and encodes 300 amino acids. NCBI's taxonomy places the organism in Eukaryota, Metazoa, Arthropoda, Insecta, Diptera, Drosophilidae. Gene Ontology annotation, molecular function: RNA binding. The transcript is spliced from 2 exons. The record is from RefSeq and is a predicted model, not a curated record.